UCUACCCUAUGGGUUUUCGAUUUUACAAGGAUUUUAUUGUGAGCAAUUUUCAGUAUCACUACAAUUUUUGAAAACGGAGUAUUGUUUGUUUUUAAACUGUUUAAUCGUGAACUAAUAAUAAUGUUUUGUGUUUAAUUAAAUUCUAAAUCAAUUAUAAUUUAUCUCAGUUUUUGUGCAAGAACCUAUACCUCUGUCUCAACAUUGCUGGACAUGACAGUAUUGAAAGAUCUCUAUUGUGUGAAAAACUCAUAUAGACUCUAUGAAAUGGAAAAGUUCCGGGAUUUUAUGUGUUACCGAAUAAGAUGAACUCAUCUAACCAUAAAUAUAAAAGAUAACAGUGAUCACUUGCUUUGUUCUACAUUGGUGAAUUGAUGAUACUCAACACGAACAUUUGUGCAAGGCGAAAAAAAGGAAAUGGCUGUUAAGAAGCAUCAGUUGGUUCGCCAGAAUCAAGAAGAGGUGAAUUUGACAACACUUGUGGAGUAUAUUCAACCAAUUGUUGAUAAACCUGUGUUUCUGCCACCCCCAAAUGAGCUUAUUCAAAGUUGUGAAAAUGUUGUCCAGUGUCUGAGUCGUUUGACGGGUACGGAGCAAGAGCUUUGGAAAUGCCUACGAAGUAUUGAAAAGUUUCUUGUUUUCGUAAUUAGCAAUGUGGACUGUAAAUUACGCAAUGAAAUUAUUACAACCAUUAUUAAUAAAUUCUAUUCCUAUAUUUCGGAUCCAAAUUCCAAUGCGUGCCCGGCCACGUCGGUGGUGUUAAUUGUGAUGGACGCACCCGAUCCCAGAGCGGCAUUGUCCACAGCCCGAUGGAUUAUUCAACAGAGUAAAAAAGGAGCAUCUGAUGAUGGUCUGCGGUCGGCGCUGUCAUGCCUAUAUCGCUGGCUCUCAGAGUCGUAUACAUUACCUUAUCUAAGCAACUGGAUACUAUGCUUCAUUAAGGUCCUAGAGGAAAAUCAAAUGUACGAUAUCCUUAUUGAGGAGUCAGUGAAGAAUAUAGGUAAUCUUUUUUCUGUUAUGAUAAGUCCUGCAACGCGGAAACAGCCCGUCGCUGAUGUAAUACUGCAUUUAUUGAUAUCGCUGCGGAAAUCGCCUGAAGCUUUUGACCGGAUAUCCAAGUAUAUCGGUGAUAUCCUAGAGUCUCUAGCUUCUGAUAGCAGGCAGUGGAGCAGGCAACUAUUGGGGAGCCUAGUUGAUAUUCUUACUUCUAUGAUGAAUAAUAAUAUGGAGUCAUUGAAGGGUGUUCAGCUUUACAUGUUCCGGGACAAAUAUAGCCACGUGAUCAAGCAUCUGGAACGACAUAUGGUAACCAACAAUUCUACGGUAGUGCUGGACCCUGUAUGGAAGUCGCGAAACACUGACCAACCAGCCAAGAUAGAUACUAUUACAAGUCCCAAAGUUGGUCUACAAAAUCUUGGCAAUACUUGCUACAUCAACAGUGUAAUGCAAGCCCUUUUCUUGAUUCACCAGUUUAGCAAUUACACAGUGCUCAAAAUGUAUGAAAAACCCUAUUGGGCCAAAAUGUCGUCGCUAUUUGUGACCAUGAUGCAUACAGUUGCUCCAUGUAUCAAACCAACAACGUUUGUGUCGGUCGCCAAACCGGACUUUUUUGUGCCGAAGCAACAGCACGAUUGUUUUGAGUUCUUGGGGUAUUUGUUCGAGUUGUUAAAAUCAUAUGAGAAUAGUACAUUAACCGACGCUAACUUUGCCUACAAUACACCGGUUGUGCUUAAUUCUAGCCGCACGAACGUCACUGAGAGCAAGUCGGGUCAUGGCAAGAGUAACGAGCCAAAAGUAUCCGAAAAGCCAUGCACAUCGUCACAAACUGCAGAAUCCAGCAACACGGCUGGUCCGUGCAAUCUAAAACGGCACUCUGACGUCGAUGUCAAUAUUGCUACCAAACGGCGGCGUUUUAAUGAUUCGUUCAUUAACAAUGUAUUUGCUGGAGUAUUCCUCACCCGUAUAACAUGCAUACAUUGUGGCUCUUCUUCACGCUCUAGAGAUGUUUGCCGCGAUAUACAGUUGGCGUUCCCAGAGAAAUCCGGUGGCAACCAGUACACUAUUCAAGGGCUGAUCGACUUUUAUUUCUCUAAUGAAAUAUUAACAGGAGAGAAUCAGUACCAGUGCCAUCAUUGUAAUACAUUGCGGGAUGCCGAGAAAUGUGUCAUCAUAGAAUCUACCCCGAAAAUAUUGAUAGUAAUUUUGAAAACUUUUAAAUACGAUACAAAACUUCGGGUUCAGACGAAAUUGAUGCACUCUGUGAUGUACAAUACAUCUGUUAAAUUGCCAACUCUGCGCAGCCAGACGGAUAAUAACUCGUAUAAUUUGUUCGCUGCUGUAAUUCACGCCGGUACCACCAUGAAUGCUGGCCACUAUUAUACGUUAGGAAAAGACAAUAGUGAUUGGUAUAUAUUCGACGAUUCCAGGGUAAAAGCAACAGACGAGACUGGCAUUAACAGGCUCGACCGUUCACACACACCGUAUAUGCUCUUCUAUAGGAGGAAUGAUGUAGUUGAAGGUACAAUUGCAGAUUUCGCAACUCUGCCUAAACAGAUGCAACAAACGGUGAUGUCAUGCAACAAGGCCCACUUAGAACUCCGUAAAACGACCAAAACUCGUCCAUGACGGUUAAGAUCUGACAAGUACAUGGACUUUUCAUUAGACUGUGAUAUAUAAACACUAUAGACACAUAUGUGGAGUGAGAUUAAAAGUGUCGGAACUGAUUUUUAUUUUCGAUUUAAAUUCUUUAUUGCAGAAAUGAUUAUAAGAAAGAAAACUUUUUAAUAAAGUAUAUUUUUAUUGUGUAUGGCAACACCCAAGAGUAUUUAUUUGUGCGGGUCAACAUUUUAGUGUGGAACUAUAAUCUGAACAUUUUAAGAGAGUGAGCGUUACAUGAGGGUUGCAGCUAAUGAAAAUUGUGUUUUUCAAUGUAAUGAAAACCAAAACAUCUAAUUAAGAACAUUUAUGUUAGUGUAGUUAAAUGUCACUUUUCUAUCAAAUAAUUAAAUUAAAUCGAAUAAUUUAUAAUUCUUCAUUGAUCAAACACUAGACUAUUUGUUUUUUAUCUGAAACCAAAAUUUAUGAUGAAUUAAGUCUUUAUAUAUACGAAAUUGGAUUGUAAAUAGAUAGAAGUACAUACCAUUGAAUACACACACCUUUAGAACCCACAGUUAGCCACUAGUCGCCUAUGUAAUAAGUCAAUGUGAUUAAUAUAUCAAAUAAAUUCUGGAGAGCUGUUAUCUUAUACAAAUAUCUGUUGUAAACAAUUAUUUUAUUCAUAAGGGUUGUUAACAUAAUUGUUAAAUGUGCUUACAACUUUAAAACACAAAUAUUAUGCACCCAUCAGUGGGAUUGCAUAUAUAUAUUUAGAGAAAAGAAGUAAGUAUUUGAUGAUAAUUAUAAGGAUAUUAAAAUUGUAUGAGAUCAUAAUAGUAUAGUUGAUGUAUCCGUCUAAAUAGCGUUCCCUGAACCAUUUUAUGUGUAUUAUGAAUUAUAUGAUUUCUAUGGUGUAUAUGAUUUUUAAUAUUGGGGCAAAAUCAAAGUGAUCACAAAUAGGUCAAAAUCGAACAUAUUUUUACAUAAGUCUCGAUUCUAAAUAUCGCCCUCAUUAAGUAGUCACUAAAAUUCGUUAAAUGUACUGUCUACCAAUCUAUUUAUGAAUUAAUUUAAAUAAAUGUGUACAAUUAAAAAUAAAUCUUAAUGUAUAUAAUCAAUUCCUAAUUAAUUAUAAGAAGGUAAUUGAUUUGUUAUGAAUAUGUGUGUAUAUUAAUUAUGACAUAAUACAU
This is a messenger RNA of Pieris rapae (cabbage white), 3782 nucleotides long. It is a transcript of the gene DUBAI, whose product is annotated as ubiquitin carboxyl-terminal hydrolase 38. NCBI's taxonomy places the organism in Eukaryota, Metazoa, Arthropoda, Insecta, Lepidoptera, Pieridae. Gene Ontology annotation, biological process: protein deubiquitination. The coding region runs from base 415 to 2622 and encodes 735 amino acids. Gene Ontology annotation, cellular component: nucleus; cytosol. Gene Ontology annotation, molecular function: cysteine-type deubiquitinase activity; cysteine-type endopeptidase activity. The transcript is spliced from 12 exons. The record is from RefSeq and is a predicted model, not a curated record.